Messenger RNA from Ooceraea biroi (clonal raider ant), 1226 nucleotides. RefSeq names its product SDR family oxidoreductase sniffer (gene sni). The record is from RefSeq and is a predicted model, not a curated record. NCBI's taxonomy places the organism in Eukaryota, Metazoa, Arthropoda, Insecta, Hymenoptera, Formicidae. Gene Ontology annotation, cellular component: cytoplasm. Gene Ontology annotation, molecular function: carbonyl reductase (NADPH) activity.
CGAACGACGCGCACGUAUGUGCGCUGCAGUCCACCACGCGUCGCUGGUGGCCGGAAAGUCGCUGGGGCGUGCGCUCCGAGAGAACGGAAGCGGUGACGACAUGAGGUCGAUCCUCGUGACCGGUUGCAAUCGCGGCCUGGGCCUGGGUCUGGUGAAGCGCCUAACCAAGCUGCCGACGCCGCCCGACAUCUUCGCGACUUGCCGCGAUGCGAACAAGGCGACGGAAUUGCGUGCCCUUGCCGAGAAAUCGUCAAAUGUGCACAUCAUCGAGAUAGAUUUAACCGACACUGAUAGCUACAAUCAAAUCGUAGACGUGGUCAGUAAAGAAGUAAAGGAUACCGGUCUCAAUGUUCUCUUCAACAACGCCGGUAUCUCCAGCAAAUUUACGCGUCUCGGCCUCGUGAAGAAGAAGCAGAUUACGGACGCUUUUCUCAUAAAUACCGUGGCGCCCAUUAUGCUGACAAAAGCUCUGCUGCCGCUAUUAAAGACGGCUGCGAAAAACACCGAGGAUAAAACAGGACUGAGCGUGAAGAGAGCGGCGGUCAUCAAUAUGACUUCCAUUCUGGGCAGCAUCGCCGAAAAUACCGAAGGCGGCUUUUAUCCCUACAGAUGCAGCAAAGCGGCACUUAAUGCGGCGACUAAAUCGAUGAGCAUCGACCUGAGGGCAGAUGGGAUUUUGGUAGCGUGUCUGCAUCCUGGAUGGGUACGCACCGACUUGGGUGGCAGUAACGCACCGAUGGAAGUCGACACCAGUGUUAGGCACAUUUUGGACACGUUAGACUCGUUGACGGAAGAACAUAACGGUCGCUUCUUGCAAUACGACGGUAAACUGCUGCCCUGGUAAUAUAACGAGCUUUAAAAUAUUCACUAAUUUUUUUAUACAUAAUAUUUGACAUUCUCAGGUAAUAUCUCCGUUUAAGAUUAGCAUAAAAUUGGGCAAUAUACAUAUUUAUAGAAGACUGAGUAUAUAUUAUAUACGCUUUCGUAAUAAGAUUUUAUAAAAAGAACUUUUUCUCAAAACGUUCUGAUAAAACUCGAUGUUUUCAACUCGAGCGUUUCAUCGAGCGAUUUGCAUGAUGAAAAUAUUUUUUGUAAACGAAAUAUUUGCGCGAAUCAAUCACACUGUUUUGUGUUCUAAAACUGUAUAAAAUACUUGGUCAAGAGUUAACGAUAAUGUAUCUUUGUAUAAAGAUUAUUAAUUAAAGAAUUAGGAGGUCAUUCAACUA